Messenger RNA from Striga asiatica, 669 nucleotides. Lineage: Eukaryota; Viridiplantae; Streptophyta; Magnoliopsida; Lamiales; Orobanchaceae. The record is from the annotation of a GenBank genome assembly.
AUGUUAUGGAUUACCAUUGCGCGGCGGAGCGAAAAACCAAACGAGAUGACGAGUACGACAGACCACCAACUAUCUUCCGAAGUCUUCAACGUCAAAUUCUUCAACGACGUGAUCCAAACCACCGUCACCCACGACCCCGCCAUGGCCUCCCGGUGGAUCUCCGGCGUCACAUCCCUCUACGGCCGCUACCGGAUGGUCGGCCUCGACGUCGAGUGGCGGCCCAACCGCCCCAGCCGCCCCGAUAACCCCGCCGCCACCCUCCAGAUCUCCGCCGGCCGGUUCUGCCUCAUCUACCAGCUCAUCCACUCCCCCUACUUCCCCCUCCACCUCGCCCAGUUCCUCUCGUGCUAUGGCCACGAUUUCGUCGGCGUCGGUGUCAAAUCCGAUCUGGAGAAGCUCUGGCGCGACCACCGGAUGGGUUACACCGCGAUUCCCGUCGAUUUGAGGGGGCUGGCGGCGGACGUGUACGGGAGCACGAAUCUGAAGAAGGCGGGGCUGCAGGAGCUGGCGAGGACGGUGCUCGGGACGGAGAUGGAGAAGCCCAAGGCGGUAAAGAUGAGCGCGUGGGAUAACCGGUGUCUGUCGCCUGAGCAGGUGCGCUACGCUAGCGUUGAUGCGUUUGUGAGCUUUCAGAUUGGUAGGGUUUUGUAUGCUCGUGCUGGUUUUUAG